GAGCAAUGCAUCCAUGAUUAUUCUCCUCCUGAUCUGCUGCAUGUCAACCCUCUCAGGUCUGGUGGUGCACAAUCUCUCUGCGUUAGUGAGAGAUAACAUACUGCUACCCUGUGACCUCAUGUCCAACAACACCGCUGAGAACAUGACGGUCACCUGGAAGCUAAACAACACAGACAGACAAGUGCAUCGGUACAAAGGCGGUCGUGACAUGAAUGACCGACAGUGCCCAGACUACAAAGGCCGGACCACCCUGUCCAAGCUGGACCUGAACACAGGCAACGCGUCACUGAAGCUAGCCAACGUCACAAUGGCAGAUGGUGUAGAGUACAUCUGCUCUAUUCAAAUUGGAAACGGGUCAGAGCAAGUAAAGGCACUGGUGAAAGUUGAAGUCAAGGUGCCCAUGCUGGGCCCUGCCGUGCCUGUCACUGUCACUGCCACCGUGGGACAAGACCUUCACCUUCCCUGUCACCUGUCACCCAACAUCACCGCUGAGGGUAUGGCGAUCACCUGGCUUCUGAAACGCACAGGCAAGCGAGUGCUCCGGUACGAGAAUGACUGUUACAAAGGUGGGCUUGACGCCUACCGAGGCCGCGUGGCUCUGCUGAAGGAAGAAGUCAGAAGAGGCAAUGCAACGUUGAGGCUCACCGGUGUCAAGCUUUCAGACGAGGCAGAGUAUGUGUGUUCCAUUGAAGAUGAACACUGGCAUGGCAACAUAUCAGUGCAGCUUAAAGUCAAAGGUCUGGAGGUGAGGGGCCCUCAGCAAUCUGUCACUGCGCUAGUCAGAGAGGACAUCCUUCUGCCCUGUUAUCUCGUGCCCAACAGCAGCGCUGAGAGCAUGGUGGUUACCUGGAAGCUGAACAACACAGGCAGACUGGUACAUCUCUACAAAGAUGGACGUGACAUGAAUGACCAACAGUACCCAGACUACAGAGGCCGAACCACCCUGUCCAAGGUGGCCCUCCACAAUGGCAAUGCGUCACUGAAGCUAGCCAACGUCCAAAUGUCCGAUCAUGGAGACUACACUUGCUUAAUUCAAGAUGGAUCCUGGAGGCAUCAACUGACGAUGCACGUUGAAGUCAAAGGCAAGCAGAUUGACACAGCGCACGCGUGGAGGGCUGGAUUCGGCAUCAUGUUCGUGCUGGCUCUUGCCCUAGCCACGGCCCUCGCUCUGUUGCUGUAUCACGUCCGACGCAGACUGAAAGGUAGAGUUUACUUUUUGUUCAUGCAUUAUUUUAUGUACAGAACUGAACAGUAUAAAAUGGAGUAUUAA
Molecule: messenger RNA, 1270 nt
Organism: Engraulis encrasicolus (European anchovy)
Lineage: Eukaryota; Metazoa; Chordata; Actinopteri; Clupeiformes; Engraulidae
Product: butyrophilin subfamily 3 member A3-like
Exons: 5
Coding region: 14-1270 (418 amino acids)
Biological process (GO): T cell receptor signaling pathway; regulation of cytokine production
Cellular component (GO): external side of plasma membrane
Molecular function (GO): signaling receptor binding
Source: RefSeq, a predicted model, not a curated record